AUGAUCAACUACAAAAAUAAAGCCACAACAUGCCAAUCCUUUCGCCCAGCCAUCCGUGUCCGUCUAAAUCGUCCAGUCUUCGAUCAGGCUUCUUCGAUCGUUCAAGGCCUCGUCGAGUAUGAAGUGCCACGUGUGAAUAUUCCGGCGACACGUCAAUGUUUCACGGAGGGAUGUGUAGACAGUGAUCGCUCUCGAUGGAAAUCCGUCGGACUCUCCGCCAAGCAGUCGACGAUUUCGCCAUCGUCUUCAACAAGGAGAACAGCGAAUUUAGUAGUAACCGGACAACUCAGCGGUACAAUCACAGUGAUACUAAACAUUCCGAUAACGGGGAAUGUUGUGGUGACAGGCAGAAGUAUUGGCGUCAGCGCCCUCCUGGACCUCCAAAAAACUGUAAACGAUCAACCGUACCUGAGAUUCAACGAGUGUAGAAUAGAGAAUGGAAUAGUGUCGGCAAGAGUUACCAACAUGGGAUUACUCACUGAUACCAUAAACCAAAAGUUCGGAUCUGUGCUGUCGGGACAAUCGAAGGUUCAGUUGGAGGAGGCGAUUUGUGAACAUAUGAAUCGGUUGACUCAGCAACACUUCUCAACGAGAUUAGCAAGGAUACCAAGGUCGUUGUCGGCGAAGGAGUUGUUGGAGAUUAUUAUUUCGAAUAACGUAAAAAAGAGCGCAACCUCGCCAGCCACCAACUUCGCCACGCUGGUCCGCCAAAAACGAGCAGCCACCACUUCAGAUGACUACUACGAUGAUAUCGAGAAGACUGAAGGACGGCCGGCUAAACCAAUACCAAAUGUGAAUCUUCGGAAGAUUAGCUUAUCCCGGGAUGACGUCAUCAACUUCUUCAACAUCGAACGUCUAUCCCACAUCCUAAUCGACCUCACGCUUCUUGACGCCGCCUCCACGUCUUCAGAUUUUUCUCUGGGGAUUUCUGGAAAUGUGUUUAGUUCUAGAUCACAAGGCUCCUCCCCUUACGUCGCUCCGUAUCCCUUCAGAAUCCCUCAGAAUACAAAUCGAAGAAUGGUUGAAGUGAUCAUCUCACAGUACUCCGUGAACAGCCUUCUAUUCCAAGCGCAUCGAACCAACUCUCUAAUUUUCCACGUUGACUCCAGGACUCCUGGAAUCGGGAGCUUGUUGAAGACGUCGUGCACACUGGAUGAAGUUUGUAUAGCUGAUGAGAUUUCGAAGAUAAAAACAGUGUAUCCGAACAGAAGGUUGGAACUUAUUAUAAGAUCGGCGGCACCUCCAUCAGUGACGAUUAAUAAUGAUGUUAUGACAGUCUCUAUGAACGGAAGAUGUAUUUUCUUCCUCGAAGGCACGCGACAAAAAAUCGGAGUCGUCCCAUUCAACACGGUUGUGCAAAUCAAUAUGAAAACUGUCGGCGGGAAACUAACAGGAACAGUCUUCAUCCAGUCCCUCGAUUUCACCCCUGGCAUCGAUUUCCUCGGAAUGUCGGUGUCCGAUUUGGAUGGAUUGAGGCGGACGACUAAAGCGGCUCUCCAGAAUUUUGUGAGCUCCGCCACUGCUGAUGGCUUCACACUGUCGACGGCUUCGAUGCACUCCCCUCUCCGCCUAUUCCACCCGGAAAUCUCCCUGCUCCCGAAUGCUCUCCUCCUCCAAGCCGACGUCGACCUCUACCGAACGUUAUACUCGGCUCGAAAAUCCAGGAAACAUGCUUAA
Messenger RNA from Caenorhabditis remanei, 1677 nucleotides. RefSeq lists its product as uncharacterized. NCBI's taxonomy places the organism in Eukaryota, Metazoa, Nematoda, Chromadorea, Rhabditida, Rhabditidae. The record is from RefSeq and is a predicted model, not a curated record. Bases 1 to 1677 code for a protein of 558 amino acids. Gene Ontology annotation, molecular function: lipid binding. The transcript is spliced from 12 exons.